Messenger RNA from Myripristis murdjan (pinecone soldierfish), 3040 nucleotides. RefSeq names its product proline-rich transmembrane protein 3. The record is from RefSeq and is a predicted model, not a curated record. Bases 245 to 2449 code for a protein of 734 amino acids. The transcript is spliced from 3 exons. Lineage: Eukaryota; Metazoa; Chordata; Actinopteri; Holocentriformes; Holocentridae.
ACAACCAGCCGGUGCAGUAAUAGGACCAAGACGUCAGCUUUGAAGUGAUGCCUGUGAGCAUGAUUCCAGUAAAUCUAGUGUAUUAAUCCGUGACUGGGGCACUCCUCUCGCCCUACGUUCAGAGCCACAGCAGAAACCAGACAGUCACACACUUCUGUGCUGCAACAAGAGAUGGAGUGCUACCCAUGACAUCCUAGAGGGACUCAAAACACGAGGACGCACAGUUUUUGGGAUUUACAUUUACAUGUUGUAUCCCACGAUGGAUCAUUUUUCUUUUCUCGUCAUCGUGCUUACUCUGUCUCAGUCUUCACUUGGAAGCAUUAUUCCAACUUCACAGUCAGUGGGCAACUCUGAUGCUGUGGAGGGCAGUGGAAAUACUGAUGCACAAAUGACAACAGGGUUUGCCAGCCUCACUGAAAUCGAUCCAUCAAUUGCAGAGGACAGCGGCAGAAAUUUGCAGAAGCCUUCAUCUAUUCCUGCCUCUCUUACAUCUUUACCAGUACCCCAGAAACUCACCGACGAUGACAGCAAUCCAGAGGAGCCUGAGAAAUCCAACAAAGAAAUCCAGGCUAGGAUGGGGAUCAUAGCUGCUACAACCCCUGCACUUAAUUUGCCCCUCUUAGAGGCUCAUGAGCAAGAAGCUGACAAACAUGAGCCUUUGAUUAUUGAAACUUCAGGACACUUUCACACCAAUGAACACUUAGAGCAGGCAGCCAAAGAUAUACUCUCAGAGGAAACUCUCUUUGAAGUCAGUCAGAUAACGGUGGACGAACAUUUAGAUGAGAAUCACACACCUAUAGUAUUUGACAACUUUCUACCUGGUAAAGAUAAAGACACUCCUGAGCUCCCUUUCCAAUACAAUGUGUUUAAUUCCAUAAUAAACCAGGAUCUGUCAGGACCUGGUGCUCCUUGUGUGUUUGGUCUUAGCCCUUGCGUUGUUCUUGCAAACCCUAAUGGCACCAACCUGCUCUGGGAUGACAUGAGACGCACGCUGGCCUUUGCCUGGGAGCUGCAUGUCUUUGGAUCUGCCAGCCUUUUUGCAUUACUUGCAGGCGUUGCUGUUUUGGGAGUGGCUGGCGCUCACACUUUGCUUCACCCCCUCUGUGAUGCCUUAACCUUGGCAAAUAGUCUCCUGUUGUUAACUGGUAUUCUGCGUGCUGUGCUUCUUCUACUUGAUCCUUAUGGCACUCGCCAAAUCCUGUCUCGUCCUGCUCUUGCUGCUCUCCAUAACAUUCCCCUGCAGCUUCUUCUUUGGGCACAGAUUGUCCUGGCUCUGGUCACACUCAGAGGGGUGAAACUGGUGCUUUUGCCAGUGAAGCUGCAGCGUCCAUGGACGAUUGGGGGUAUGGCUCUGUUGCAUUGCGCUCCAUUACUGGUAGCUGAUCUACUCUCCCCUACUUUGUCCCCUGCUCUCCCUCUGUUGCUGCAGACACUCUCACUGUGCUGGGGUUUACUAUUCUGCAUAGGAACACUCACCCAGUCUCUGUCUCAUCUGAGCUCCUUCCUCCAGUCCCCCAUACCUCAGUGGGGGGCUCCACAGAGGAUCGAGAACCGUGCAAGGCGGGUAACAGCAGUGUGUGCUCUCUUUGGGAUUCUCUGCUGCAGCCUGCAGAUGUACAGUCUCCUCUGGCUUUAUGGGGUACUGGGGAACUGGAGGCGCUUUGGAUGGGGCUGGUGGCUUAGUCAGUUUUGGGCCAGAAUUCUUGAGUUAGCUUGGGGAUUCACUUUGCUUGUCCUGGGAUCCUGGAUCCUCUGGACACCUCCUGGGAGCCGGUCAAAGGGUGAUAAUGGGCAGGGCAGAGGUGACAUGUCCAAAGGGAUGGAGGAGAAUAGUUUUUGGAGUGGAGUUUUGACCAAUAUUCAGAAAGGGCCACUAAGGAAAUCAGAGAAAAACUGGGAAGAACUAAUGCCAAAUAACUGGGCAAUGUGUAACGUGUCUAGAACAGGUAUGAGCAACAAUGUGAUGUGUACCUGUGACGACCAAGCUGUUGACCACAUGCCUGAUCCUGUUAGCAGUAGCAGCUGUGACUCUCAAGCUGCUCUAUUGUGGCAAAGAGUUGGUGAACGUGAAUGUAUACUUUCCCUUGUAGAGUUUGACAUGCGGCCCCCGUCUCCUAUCAACCUGAGGCACAGCAUUGACAAUGCACUCCAUCAUGGAAACUUUGUAGGAGGAAGUCUGUUUGCACCUCGGCCUCCCUCCUGGACUGACACUGUAAGCACCGAUAUCACAAAUAAUAUAGCAGCAAAAGACUCUGAGGCUCCUGUUGGCUAUCAGUGGACACUGGAUAUUGAAGCUACCCCUGGAUCUCCACACCAUUUUGAAACGAAGGAGUCAGUGCAAUCACCAAAUACUUCCACUGAUCAUAUCGCUAACCAAUCCCCAAACACUGAACUUAACUUUGAGAACAAGCCUCAAGAGGACUGGUCUGAUGAUAUCACAAAUCUCUAAGCACUCAAUUCAAGCUUUAUUUAUAUAGUCUUGUAUCACAAGUAUAUCUUGUAUAUCCCACAUAUGUCAUAUACCAUACUGCAUCAUAUUCAUAUCAUACAAUAUACCAUAUGACACAACCACAUUAAUGCCUAUGAGCAGUUUAGAGAAUAUAACGCAACUGACUGUGGGAUUCGAACCCAAGACCUUCUCGUUAUGGGGUGCGAGUAAUAACCAACAAGCGGAAACCACAAACUACAGCCACUACUCAGUUCUUGUUGUUGGCUAUUGUCAUGAAAUGGCACUGUGCAGUCAAAUGUAAAGCUCUCACAAGAGACCACUCAUCAGUCACAAAAAUGAGGGCUUCUUUGUGUAUGGCCUAAUGUUAAAUGCAGAUUUAAAGAGGAUUAGCAGGCAAAUAUUCAGCACAAUAUCCCCAGGAACAGUCCCACACAGAUAUGCUGUGCAUGUUUGACUUAAAAAAAGCUGUGUUUUAGUAUCUCUGUUGCACAUAUAGAGAAAGGGGUGGCAAAAAUGUCUGAAAAAAUCUGCGUUGUCAAAGUCUCUUAGUCAUUAUUUGACUUCACUAGGAUUUUUAUAUGUAAAUUUGGU